CACCCGGCUUUGUCAAUGACAGUAAAAAAACUCGUCUCACAACACACUCAAUCUGUAUUUCCAGGUCCUAAACUACAUCUGGACGCCGAUCAUGCCAAUAUAGACGCUUGCCACGUAACUGCAGACGGUGAGUUGAUCAACUCGCCGUCCUACACACGGUCAGAUCAGGAGAGGCACAGGUUACAGGAGUAUCAUGGGGCCUGUACUUCCACCCCCAUCCCCCUACUUCCACCCCACUCCACUCUCAUCCCAGCAUACAGCACACCUAGAUACUGGGAAACACUCACCAGGUUGCGGUUGGUGAGGGGAAUGUGGUUGCGGCCUGUACUGGAGAUGGGGGUGAGUGAGGCAGGACAGGUGGACACGGAGCGGUGGGUUUCUCGUCAGCGUCGCUCCUGGUGUGUCAGUGUGGGGAGCUGUAACAGACACCAGGGUGUAUGUACCACGGUAUACAGGGGGGGUGAGCAAGGCGAGUGUCAACAGAACACCAUGUCCGGCGCUCCCGGCAGACAGGCCACCCUCCACUAUGGCGUUGUGCUGGAUGUGGCGAGGGGAAGACUCGCAUUUAUCGACUUGAACAGAGAGAUUGUUUUAGCCAAGUUUGAUGAGAUGUUCACUGAAGACCUGUACCCCAUGUUUGGUGUUUCGCCGCUGCCAGAUCCCACCACUCUCAACAUGAAGCUGGUCAGCGGUGAGGACAUCGACAUCACUGACACAAAGAAGUCUCUGAUUCACGAUGCGCUGACAUAGAAAACACGCCAGACAUGAGACCGUGUGACGUUACAGUGUAACAGAGAGAUUUAUACCAGCUGUUUCAAUCACAUCUUCGUUACAAAGCGAAGCGGACAUAGAAGGGUCCGUUUUGUUUCUUGUUUCAUGUUUACAAAAAGUAGCGAGGUUUGCUAAAUGUGAUGUUUUGCUACACGGGGUGAUUGUACAAUGUCUACAAAGUAGUUAGAAAUACCA
Messenger RNA from Haliotis rubra (blacklip abalone), 966 nucleotides. RefSeq lists its product as uncharacterized. The transcript has 2 exons. The coding region runs from base 16 to 750 and encodes 244 amino acids. The record is from RefSeq and is a predicted model, not a curated record. Lineage: Eukaryota; Metazoa; Mollusca; Gastropoda; Lepetellida; Haliotidae.